AUGGCUGAGGAUGGUUUGCCUAAAAUUUAUUCUCAUCCUCCAACAGAAAGCAGUAAAACACCAACUGAAGCAACCAUUUUCUUUGGGGCCGACAACACUAUUCCUAGAUCAGAAACAACAAUUACUUCAGAAGGAGACCACAUUACUUCAGUAAAUGACUACACGCUAGAAAGUGAUUUUUCAACAACUACAGUCAACAAACUUACACCAACUAAGGAAGGAUUCAUAUCAGAAGAUGAUGUUGAGACCCAAACUAAGUCAACGACUCAUCUGGAGAAAGAAGUUACUACUCUGACAGGCACUACACACUCCAUAGCUAAGGAUUCUAUUACUGAAAAUUUCAUUCCAGUAAAAAUUGGGACUAUUUCAUCCCCAGUCGCUACAGUUUCUUUAAUAGAUUUUUCCACCAGCAAGGCAAAAGAAGAUAUUAUCUUGGCUACCAUUGACACAGAGGGUGAAGAUACCUCCACAACUGCCCAAGCCUCCGGCACACUAGAGGACAACACCACCAGUGUUGCUGACACCCCUAAAAUUGAAGUUAGUAAUUCUAAUUCCUCAAUCAAAUCCAAGAUUCCCUCUGAUGGGGAUGUCCCAGUCACUGAUUCCUUUAUUCCUGAAGACGAAAUCUCUCCAUCUACUGAAAAAAACUUCACCACCAUUCCAGACAUAAAUGACCUUGCAGAAGAGAACAUAACUGAAAUUGACCUCAUUGUUUCAGAGGAUGACCCCAAUGCUAUUACUAAAGUCACUGACUCUGAUGAGGAAAAGUUUAUUACUGUGUUUGAACUGACUACCUCUGCUGAAAAAGACAAAGACAAUCCAGAAGAUGUUCUAACUGAUGAAGAGUCUACUGAUGAAGUCAAUGUUUGGAUAGAGAGAGACAUUGCAAAUGAAGCAGAGACCCAUUCUGUUUUGCUUACUGCUGUUGAAUCCAGAUAUGACUUCAUUGUGCCUGCAUCAGCUGCUAUGAACUUUUUGGAAGAAUCGGCUACUAACAAAACAGAAGAUACAGAUGAAAAUAAUACAGAGGAAUCUGUCAAGGUCACUGAGUCAUUUUCUGGAACUACCACUGAACUAGAUACCCCAGACAACAAAGAAGACACCUCUUCAGAUGAAACGGGUAUCUUUAAACUACUAAAAGAAGAUCCAGAUGAGUUCCUGAUUUAA
Molecule: messenger RNA, 1167 nt
Organism: Sciurus carolinensis (gray squirrel)
Lineage: Eukaryota; Metazoa; Chordata; Mammalia; Rodentia; Sciuridae
Gene: Cabs1
Product: calcium binding protein, spermatid associated 1
Exons: 1
Coding region: 1-1167 (388 amino acids)
Biological process (GO): spermatogenesis
Cellular component (GO): mitochondrial inner membrane; motile cilium
Molecular function (GO): calcium ion binding
Source: RefSeq, a predicted model, not a curated record